AUAAAAAUAUUAUUAUAAAAAAAUUUUAAAAUUAAAUAAAAAGUUAUCAAGUGCGAAAUGAAGUUGUGAAAAAGUAAAACAAAAGUGAAGAAAAUAAUAUUUAAGAUAACAAAAAAGAAACACAAAAGCCACAAAAAUUGCGCCACAAGCAUUUAUGCGGCAGCUUUUAAAGUAGUCUACAAGUCGCCGCUAAGCCCUAACGGUAAAUCCAUCAGCGCAAUUUGAGGACCAGUAGAGGAAGCAGCAAACUUCCGCAGUCAGCAGCUGCCUUGACGCAGAAAGAAAGGAAAACAACCGAAACCAAAAAAAUAACAACAACAAUAAAAAUAACAAAAAAUAAACUAACAAAAACAAAAAUAAAUAAAUAAAAUAAACAUUACGAUCUUUCAACAUCACUGGCUCCAGCUACAUUCAAUACAUAGAAAAAAAUAUAUAAAUAUAUAAUAUAAUACUAAAUAACAACAACAUUACCCGCAAGCAUCAAACGGCGUAACAAAAAAGCCAAAUCAGCAACGAAAAAGUUUUUCAACUGUUAAAAAGUUUCAGCAUACGUUCCAACGUUUUACGAAAAGAUAUGACAUGUGAUGGUGUUGUAACAUUUUGGAUAUUUUUACUGCUUUCAUUAAUUUUACACAACGCCGAUUUAACGAACGGCGGCCGACCCGAUGAACUGCAUAUAGGCGGCAUAUUUCCGAUUGCCGGCACCGGAGGAUGGCAGGGCGGACAGGCGUGCAUGCCAGCUGCAAGACUGGCAUUGGAUGAUGUCAAUAAGGAGCCGAAUUUGUUGCCCGGCUUCAAGCUCAUACUGCACAGCAAUGAUAGUGAGUGUGAGCCCGGCUUGGGCGCUAGCGUUAUGUACAAUCUACUCUAUAAUAGACCACAAAAAUUAAUGUUACUAGCCGGCUGCAGCACGGUCUGCACCACCGUGGCAGAGGCGGCGAAAAUGUGGAACUUAAUAGUGCUCUGCUAUGGUGCCUCGAGUCCGGCACUCUCGGAUCGCAGUCGCUUUCCAACACUAUUUCGCACACAUCCCUCCGCAACGGUACACAAUCCGACACGUAUAAAAUUAAUGAAAAAAUUCGGUUGGUCACGUGUGGCCAUACUGCAGCAGGCCGAGGAGGUCUUCAUAUCGACCGUUGAAGAUCUCGAAAAUCGUUGCAUGGAAGCGGGCGUCGAAAUCGUCACAAGACAAUCAUUUCUAUCCGAUCCAACAGAUGCGGUACGCAACCUACGCCGACAAGAUGCUCGCAUCAUAGUCGGUUUAUUCUAUGUCGUGGCCGCGCGGCGUGUGCUCUGCGAAAUGUACAAACAACAACUGUAUGGACGAGCGCAUGUGUGGUUUUUUAUAGGCUGGUACGAGGACAAUUGGUACGAGGUGAACUUGGAAAAUGAGGGUAUCACUUGCACGAUAGAACAGAUGCGCAUUGCGGCCGAAGGACAUCUUACAACGGAAGCGCUUAUGUGGAAUCAGAACAAUCAAACGACAAUUUCCGGCAUGACAGCUGAGGAAUUUCGGCAACGACUGAAUCAUGCGCUUAUCGAAGAAGGUUACGACAUCAAUCAUGAUCGCUAUCCGGAGGGCUAUCAAGAGGCGCCGCUGGCCUACGAUGCUGUCUGGAGUGUGGCGUUGGCAUUCAAUAAGACAAUGGAACGCCUCAAGCAAAGACAGAAAUCCUUACGAGAUUUUACAUACACAGACAAGGAAAUUGCCGAUGAAAUUUAUGCGGCGAUGAAUUCUACACAGUUCCUUGGCAUAUCGGGCGUCGUUGCAUUCAGCUCGCAGGGUGAUCGUAUUGCCUUAACCCAGAUCGAACAAAUGGUGAAUGGAAAAUAUGAAAAAUUGGGUUAUUACGAUACGCAAUUGGAUAAUUUAACGUGGUUAAAUAUGGAGCAGUGGAGUGGUGGAAAAGUACCUCAGGAUCGCACAAUUGUACGUCGCGUCUUACGCACAGUAUCGCUGCCAUUAUUUGUCUGUAUGUGUACAAUUUCAAGUUGUGGUAUAUUAGUAGCCUUAGCACUUAUUGUAUUCAACAUAUGGAAUAAGCAUAGAAGAGUCAUACAAUCAUCACAUCCUGUAUGUAAUACCAUAAUGCUCUUUGGAGUCAUCAUAUGCCUGGCAUCAGUCAUACUCUUGGGUAUGGAUGGGCGAUUUGUCAGUCCACAGGAGUAUCCAAAAAUAUGUCAAGCGCGCGCUUGGCUUCUAACCACCGGUUUUACAUUAGCCUAUGGUGCUAUGUUCAGCAAAGUCUGGCGUGUGCAUCGUUUUACAACAAAAGCAAAAACUGAUCCAAAAAAAAAAGUCGAACCAUGGAAGCUUUACACCAUGGUCUCCGGCCUGUUGUCUGUAGAUUUAGUUAUACUAUUCGCCUGGCAGAUUUUUGAUCCGUUACAGCGUAUACUUGAAACAUUCCCACUCGAAGACCCUGUAUUAACAUCCGAUGAUAUAAAAAUUCGUCCAGAACUGGAGCAUUGUGAAAGUCAUCACAAUUCAAUGUGGUUAGGCCUCGUUUAUGGCUUCAAAGGGCUAAUACUCGUGUUUGGCCUCUUUCUGGCCUACGAAACGCGUUCGAUUAAGGUGAAGCAAAUCAAUGAUUCCCGCUAUGUUGGCAUGAGCAUUUACAAUGUUGUUGUGCUGUGCUUAAUCACAGCGCCUGUGGGCAUGGUCAUCGCAUCGCAACAGGAUGCCUCAUUUGCAUUUGUUGCAUUGGCUGUGAUAUUUUGUUGUUUCCUAAGUAUGUUGCUGAUAUUUGUGCCAAAGGUCAUUGAAGUGAUACGCCAUCCAAAGGACAAAGCUGAAUCAAAGUACAAUCCCGACUCUGGUAUAUCGAAAGAGGAUGAGGAGCGUUAUCAGAAAUUGGUUACUGAAAACGAGGAACUACAACGACUGAUAUCACAGAAAGAGGAGAAGAUCCGCAUACUCAAGCAGCGCCUAGUCGAUUGGGAGGCCACGCACAAGGGCGGCGAGCUGAACGGCAGCAACGGCACAAACGGCAUUUCCAUGGGCGGCAUUGCCACACAUCAUCAGCCCGUGGCGAGCGUCAAUUCCUUAAGCGGUGGCAUGAGUGCAACGCUAAUGGGUGGUGGCGGCGGCAGUGGCAAUGCCGGCUCCGGCUCGGGUUCCACAAACAAUUCACUCAAUCUACAAGCAACGACGUCCUCCUCACAGCACAACACACCUGCCGCCACAUUAGCGAUAACACAAGAUACCCAUGAUCAUCAUACAUGAAAAAACGUGUCAAUUUCCUUCUCGUGAUAGGUAAAAUAUAUGUAAAUUAAAGAAAUAUGCAAGAGAAACGAAAGAAACAAUUUAUUGAAACUAGUUAUUAAUACGUUAUUGUACAAAUUCUAAUUGCAAUUAGUAAAGUGUAAAGUUAAACGUAAGCCUAGUAGUAAGUAGCAAUUAUAUGUGUGUGUGUAAUUGAUAUUGAUGUAGCGGUAAAUUUAAGUACUUAAACUAUAUAAAUAUGCGAGUUAAAACUAAACUAAAUGAUGCGAAUGUAAGUUACUGAAGUGAAAGCAAAGCAGAAAAAAGGAGAACAAAAAAAGAAAAAAACAGAAAUAGAAACAGAAACAGAAAAACACAAAGUGUUAAGCUAAAAAAAUAUAGUUAAAUUAAUUUUAAAACAUAUUUGAAAUAAGAAAUUAUUAAAACCAAAAACAAAAAAGAACAAAAUUACUCACAACUAAAACUAAGCAUGAAAGUUUGUAAAAAAAUGCGUGAAAAGCUCAGAAUUUUAAUUUGAAGCUGAAAAGCAGAAAAAGAUUUGUGUGUUUUCAUAAAGAGUUGUAUCUGUAUUUAUGUAUGUACAUAUAUAUAUAUUAUUUAUAUUAGUUGGUAAAUAGCUAAAUAUGCAAAUAAAUUAACGAAAUUGUUGUAAGCAAUUCUACAAUUGUUAGCGUUAGUCUGUAUUAGUGUUAGUAUUGCUAGGCAAUAGUUUUAGGUAAAUUUUAGGCAAAUGUAGACGCAUAUUAUAGAGUACUAGAAGAGUUGUAUGUAAUAGUAGUGUUAUAAACGGAAAUUGCGUCGCUAGUUAGUAAGCAAAUGAAAUCGUGCGUUUUCUCUUUUCUAAACAAAACUUUCUACCACCAAAUACUAAAGAAACUAUACAAAAAAAAUUGAACACAAAAAUGCCAUAACUUAAUGUUCUAAACAUUUGUAAGACAAUGAAAACUAAGUAGACUAACUAAAAAUAAUAAAUAAAUAAAUAAAAGUAAUAAGUUUCUAAGCUAAAAGUAUGAAUUCUUACUAUUAGAUAU
Messenger RNA from Bactrocera neohumeralis, 4257 nucleotides. It is a transcript of the gene GABA-B-R1, whose product is annotated as gamma-aminobutyric acid type B receptor subunit 1. The transcript is spliced from 16 exons. Gene Ontology annotation, cellular component: G protein-coupled receptor heterodimeric complex; membrane. Gene Ontology annotation, biological process: gamma-aminobutyric acid signaling pathway; G protein-coupled receptor signaling pathway. The record is from RefSeq and is a predicted model, not a curated record. Gene Ontology annotation, molecular function: G protein-coupled GABA receptor activity. The coding region runs from base 575 to 3226 and encodes 883 amino acids. Lineage: Eukaryota; Metazoa; Arthropoda; Insecta; Diptera; Tephritidae.